Molecule: messenger RNA, 3970 nt
Organism: Carassius gibelio (silver crucian carp)
Lineage: Eukaryota; Metazoa; Chordata; Actinopteri; Cypriniformes; Cyprinidae
Product: phosphatidylcholine:ceramide cholinephosphotransferase 1-like
Exons: 6
Coding region: 458-1705 (415 amino acids)
Biological process (GO): ceramide biosynthetic process; sphingomyelin biosynthetic process
Cellular component (GO): Golgi membrane; endoplasmic reticulum membrane
Molecular function (GO): sphingomyelin synthase activity; protein binding; ceramide cholinephosphotransferase activity
Source: RefSeq, a predicted model, not a curated record
UUUUUUUUUUUAAAUCCAGGAGCUGAUAUAAAUCCGCCCACUGACGCACACGUUACCAGUUUGAUAUACGCGUCCAAAACCAACAACUCUACCACAAAACAGUUACACACUUCUGACGGGGAUAUUUUAAGCGACAGCAGGCUCGUCAGAAGAGGCGUGUUGGUUUGGCCUGGAUCGGGAUCGCGUCGGAUACUAGCUACAAAUCUUCUUUGGAGAAAAUUACAACACGGGCCAUACAUUGGUGCACACUGACUCAGACAAGGGAUUCAGACAAAAAAAAACCUUCAGAGUCAGAUCAGCUUAAUUUAACAACCGCAAGGACAGGAGGAGGGGUGAAAAAUUGGACCUUUCAGCUACUCUCCUCUAAUGUCCCAGAGACACUAUGACUGCUGUCGGGGCACCAAACUGCUGAGUGAAACCCCUUGAAACAGCCCUCCGACUCAGUCUUACUAAAGAUAUGAAGGAGGUGAGGCUGUGGACAGCCAGUGACGUCUCUGAUUGGCUGACCGACGAAGGCUUGCAGGAGUACACUGAUGCAUUCCAGGACGUGGAUGGCCCUGCCCUCUUGAGAUUGUCUGAGGAAGACUUUAAGGCUUCGCCUUUGUCCCUGGUCUCAGGGGACAGUGGUCGACAUCUUUUGGAACGCAUAAAGACUUUGCUCUUAACCAGCCACAUGAAGGCACACAAGAACAACAACAACAACGAAAACGGUCACACUGUCAUCACUCUUGCCAACGGCAGUGUGAGCAAUGGCAAGAUCCACAACGGCAUUCCAAAGAAUGGCUUGCAUCCAGAGCCAGUUCGAAUCUUGAUCCCACAGCCGCCUGAGCAGGAGCGCACGCCGUAUCCCACGGAGUGGUUCAAAACAGGUGUGGCCUUCCUUUACGCUCUGUUCUGCUUCCUUACCACAACAGUUGUGAUCUCAGUGGUGCACGAACGUGUCCCACCCAAGGAAGAGUCUCCACCCCUGCCGGAUAAAUUCUUUGAUCUGUUUGAUCGUGUGGAGUGGGCGUUUUCCAUCUGUGAGAUCAAUGGCAUGCUGCUGGUGGGACUCUGGUUUAUGCAGUGGCUUCUGCUUAAACACAGGUCUAUAAUCGGUCGUCGGUUCUUUUUUAUUGUGGGAACUCUGUAUUUGUACAGAUGCAUGACCAUGUACGUCACGACAUUACCUGUGCCAGGCAUGCACUUCAAGUGCUCCCCAAAGAUCUUCGGUGACUGGGAGGCACAGUCACGGAGGGUAAUGAAAAUGAUGGCUGGUGGUGGCCUGUCAAUCACUGGCUCUCACUCUUUGUGUGGAGAUUACUUGUACAGUGGACACACAGUGAUGCUGACACUAACAUACCUCUUUAUUAAAGAGUAUUCUCCACGGAGGUUCUGGUGGUAUCCCUGGAUCUGCUGGUGCCUGAGUGCCGUCGGGAUCUUCUGCAUCCUGUUGGCUCAUGAUCACUACACCAUAGAUGUGUUGUUGGCCUACUUCAUAACCACACGCCUCUUCUGGUGGUACCACACAAUGGCCAAUCAGCAGGCUCUAAAGGAAAUUUCAACUGGCAACCUGUUCUCUCGUGUGUGGUGGUUUUAUCCAUUCCAGUACUUUGAGAGUAACGUACGUGGCAUUGUGCCUCGAAACUACCAGCUGCCAUUCCUGUUUCGAACAGUGACGUGCACCCGGGUUAAGUACAGUAAGCUGGACUCGCGGGAGUCAUGACCCAUGGCUUCUGAUUGGCUGCAGCUCUGUGAGACUCUAAAAGAGAAACUACUCUUCCCAUCAGGCCCUGCAAAACUGGUUGAGCAGUGUGACGCAUAUACACAGAUCAUUUUGUAGUAUUUGAAUCAUUUCAGUGUCCCUAGCAGGUAUGUAUAUGUAGAGCAGAGCAUCUAACAACUGGAUUUGAUUUGCUGCUCUUUAUACUAGUUAAAAACGGCCAGGCCUUGGUCCGAUAAAGAACGAAGCCUUUUUGCGGUCUUCUCAAUGAACUUGGUCUGGUGGAAUAUGUCAUUUAAAUUUCAUUUACCUUCCAAAACUGUAUUGAAUAAACUGGAACCCUUAUAGAACCAGAUUUUCUUUUUAAAAAGCAUCUUUUUGUAAUAAUUUAAUUCUGGAGUAAGGCUUUUAAAAAAUAUUUUGCAGGUUUAUUUUGCAAAAAAAAAAAGUGUCGUCCAAAUAGAAUAUAUUUUUUAGAUUUGUACUUUCCUGAAAGCAUGGGGGCCGUACAGCUUCAGUGUUUUCUAGUGCCUUUCUUCCAUACACAGAUACUGUAUAUAUUUCAACGUACAGUACAUAUACAAGUAAUAUACACACAUCAACACCUUGUAAAUGCUUUAAACCUUUAUAUAGUUUGUUAACCCGCAAUGUUGUCUGUCUGAAUGUCUAAAUGUUCUGUUUGGACCGUGAUCAUUAAGAGCGGCAGUAUGUUUUUAAAGAAGCUUUCAAUGUGGGACGUCAGGUCUGCCUUUCACAUCAAAACAAUCCUUUGAAUCUAAACCUGAGCACACACACUACCUUGUGUUUAACAUUUGAUGAUUAUGUUCAAUUUUUCAUUACUGAAGAUUUACUUUUUCUUUUCCGUAUCAUCCAUUGAUCUAGCCAACAGAAUAAAGAAGAAAUGUAGGAGGGACUAGUUUUGAUGUUUUUCAAUCAGGAUCUAGUGUUGAUUUGACAAAACACCGCUCAAACUUUGUCACGACUGAAGGGCUGUUCAUACAGGACAUGUUUUUGCUUUCAGUUGAAUGAAACGAAACCUUUUAACUCCGCGAUCGUGGUCUGAGAUGUCUUAAGUUUACAUAGCAAAACAACUAAAAGUGGUGCAGAUGUGUGCCAGAAUGCAUUUUGUGUGACUGGCCUCAGCAUGUGUUUGUUAACUCCUUUAAUGCACCAAAGUUUUAAUGAGUCUCUUAUUGCAACAUAGCUUUCAUAAAGAAUCCAAAGCUUUGAAAACCAUCCUAAUAUUAAGGAAAGUCAGAAAAGAUUUAUUUUUACAGACUGAGUGUUUACAAUUUUACAUUGUGUGUGUAGACUGGAUAAUCUUUACAUUUAAAUAACAUUGUUGUAUACUGUGCAACAUACCAUUUUAAUCUGUCAAAGUAAAUUACCCUAAUAUGUGUAGCUUUUGAUUCUGAAAGUAUGGUAACUGAAGGUAUUUGAGGGCUGCUUCUUUAAUGUGAAGUGUGUCUGCUCAAAAUGUGCUUCUGCUACCCAAAGGAAUCAAGUCUCUUGCUAAAUAGCCGGAAGUGUUAUAAAUGUUCUGGAGCAAGAACCAAAUAGAAACUGGUGUUAUUUGUGACCGGUAGACUGAAUGACAGGACUGUAAAGCGACUGAAUGAAUUGCUAGUGUGAAUGUACAAUCAAUGACUGUACACAGUUUAGAACUGGAAGAAUAAUCAGAAGCACUUUAAAAUGAUGCCCAGUCACACAUUUCUCCAACACACUGUACUUCAGUGACCUGCACACUAAUAAACCUGGAGGGCAAAACCCGUUUUAUUAUUCCCCCAGUAACAGCCUGAUUGAUGAUGAUGAUGGUGGUGGUUUAAUGCUUUGCCUCAAACUGACAGGGAAAUCAGACCUGUGAAUGUGCGACAUGUACCAAUAUGCAGCCGAAUCAUUACAUUUAGUGUGGAUGUGGAUAACUGCUAUAUGCCACAGAAUUAUGUUAAUGUAUUUUUUUUUUUUUCUGGAGACCAUGGAAAAGUCAUACAUUUUAUGUCAUAGUCAUAGAUUUUAAAUUUAAAUUGAAUUGUUGGUUUAUUUAAUCCAUUUCAUGCCGUCUGACUGACUUGAGAAGUGAACCGAGUGUUGGCUUAUGACUGUAAAUGCAUGUUGUUUUUUCUUGUUGUUUUUUUUUUUUUUCUUUGCAUUGUCAAUCAAAAAUCCAGCCUUGUCAAAGUAAUUUGUAUAAUGUUAACCUGUGCUAAAAAACUCUUAAUGAGACAAUGAGGAGGGGGCAGGAAUUGAAUAAAAAAACUUAAGACUCUG